GACAAGUACAAAUAAAAGUGCAGGACAAUUUAUUAGACUUAGACAUCACAUAGUCAAGUCUAUAUAGAGUCUAGAUCUAGAAUCUAUCUAUCUACUGAUAAAUUCUAGAUCUAGUUAAUCUAGUUUUUUUUUUUAUUGUCUAGAUUGGAUCUCUAGAUUUAGAUUAAAUCUACAGUUUACAAGUAACAAUGCUGUCAGGGUACAGCACUAUCACUGUUCCAGUUUUGGUUGGAGUGGGUGUUGUAGCAGUAACAGCCAUACUGGCCAAGAUAUUUCUCCCAGGAUUAUUUGGCUCUAAAAAAAAAAGUCCUCCAGUUACCUUGAAAGACCCUACAAUAAAAUAUCCAUUAAAGUUGAUUGAUAAAGAGAUAAUCAGCCAUGACACUAGAAGAUUUCGCUUUGCCCUUCCUAGUCCUGAACAUAUUCUUGGGUUACCUGUUGGUCAGCACAUAUAUUUGACAGCCAAAAUUGAUGGUCAGUUAGUUAUUCGUCCAUACACCCCCGUUUCUAGCGAUGAUGACAAAGGCUAUACAGAUCUUGUUGUUAAAGUGUACUUCAAGAAUGUCCAUCCUAAGUUUCCAGAGGGGGGCAAAAUGUCUCAGUAUCUUGAAAAUAUGGACAUAGGGGAUUACAUUGAUGUGCGAGGACCUAAUGGUUUACUGCAGUAUGCGGGAAAAGGAACAUUGAAGAUCAGGCCAGACAAGAAAGCAGAGCCUGAGACUAAACAAGCCAAGAAGAUUGGAAUGAUUGCAGGUGGAACAGGUAUUACUCCAAUGUUGCAACUAGUUAGACAGGUGUUUAAGGAUUCAGAAGAUAAAACAGACUUAUGGCUGCUGUUUGCCAAUCAGACUGAAAAGGAUAUCUUGCUGCGACCAGAAUUGGAAGAAAUUCAGAAUGCUUAUCCAAGUAGGUUUCAUUUGUGGUACACCUUAGACAGACCUGAAGCAGGCUGGAAGUAUAGUUCUGGUUUCAUUAAUGAAGAGAUGAUCAAACAGCACUUACCUCCUCCUGGGCUAGAUACUGUUAUUUUGAUGUGCGGACCUCCUCCAAUGAUCAAUGCUGCCUGCAUACCUAAUCUAGACAAGCUUGGAUACAAGACUGAGUCUAGAUUUAGCUACUAGUCUGGAGCGACAGUGACAACACUUUUAAUAUAUUCUGUAUUUGUACUAAGCCUUAUUAUCAAGUAUUAUUGUAAUAUGCAGGCAUUUUCAUUUUUUUUAUGGUUAGUUUGAUAUUUUUAGUAGCAUGCUAUGUAAAAUAACCUUUAUGUUAUAUUUAAUAUGGUUAUUGGGUGUACUUUUUAGAAUAUGUAACACAGAUAUUAAGCUACAUACAUUAUUGAAUGUCUUGACUGGUCUCACUUAGCCAGUAUAUCUGGUCAACAUUACUUGUUCUCUGGGAUUAAACUGAUUGCCUCACAGUACAGCUGAGAUUCCCUUAUCUUGUAGACCUGGAAAUGCAAGAGGCUUAGGGUAAUAUCCUAUCUGUGUGUUUAAGAAUGAGCUGCUUAUAGAUGCUCAACCUAUAGGGCAGUUUGAUGAGUCUCUACUUUUGACUUUGUGUCAUCCUCUAUAGGUUGUGACUAAAAUCUUUUUAUGAGGUUGAAUAUUAUUGUGUGCUCUCAUUUAUUUGUGAUGUCACUAGAUCUAUGUAAACUUGUCUAAAAAAAGUAUUAUUUGUUCACAUUUCACUAAAACGUUUUAUAAUAAAUAAUGUGCUAGCUGACUGUAUAGAUCUAUUUUUAAGAUUUUUUUCCUUUUAAAUCAAUUGUUGGUUUGGUUUUUCUGAGCUUUAGUUUGUAUCAUGUGAUGAUGUAUGCUGCAUUAAAAGUGUUAGAAUAGUUUUACUUUUGUAAUGAACUUCAAGGAUCACAUUUAAGUUUUCAAAUGUUGAUAGCAUGAAAUGAUUAUUUUUUUUUAAUGUCAGUUUUUUUGUAUGUUGAGGCAGUUAGAAGAUGAAAACUUGAGGAAUUCAGUUGGUUUAAAUCUUGUCCUGCUUUACAUUUGUUAUCUUGCUACAUUUUCAGUAAUAAAAAUUUACAAUUGAAAAAAACUUA
This is a messenger RNA of Biomphalaria glabrata, 2056 nucleotides long. RefSeq names its product NADH-cytochrome b5 reductase 3-like. The record is from RefSeq and is a predicted model, not a curated record. The transcript is spliced from 9 exons. Gene Ontology annotation, molecular function: FAD binding; oxidoreductase activity. The coding region runs from base 189 to 1121 and encodes 310 amino acids. NCBI's taxonomy places the organism in Eukaryota, Metazoa, Mollusca, Gastropoda, Planorbidae. Gene Ontology annotation, cellular component: mitochondrion.